Molecule: messenger RNA, 1050 nt
Organism: Salvelinus sp. IW2-2015
Lineage: Eukaryota; Metazoa; Chordata; Actinopteri; Salmoniformes; Salmonidae
Product: G2/M phase-specific E3 ubiquitin-protein ligase
Cellular component (GO): nucleus
Source: RefSeq, a predicted model, not a curated record
CAAGGACUAGGGCCGGCCCUGUAUUGCUUACUUAGUCUAUAUUUUAACAUUACUAUAAUUAAAUCAAAUCUGAUGGCUCCCCUCCCAGAUCUUGUAGAAACAUGAAUAUCAGUGGACUAUAUGCAUUCGUUUCGGUUUUUAUUUACAUUUUCAGAUAGGCUUUUAUUCUGAAAAUAAUUAGCCGAUUCUACCGGAAAUCAACGUUGUGACUCUUCCCAUUUCCGAAUGUUUUGGUUCGGUUUGAAAUUUACCCUCCAAAGACGAAGGGCGACGAGGGAAACUUAAUAUCAUGGAAAAACAAACAAACUAGAUUAAGUCCAUAUACAUCGAGUAAAAGCAAUUUUCAUGUGAAGAAUCAAGGUCCUCUUACUAUUGAAAAUGAAGAGGAGGAUUCGGAGAUCCGAUCAGGAAUACUUAAUAGACUGUUGUGCACUUUGUAAAUGCAGUGAGAAUUGUCCAGACAAAUAUGGCGAGAAGAUCACACUUAAGUCACAGGAACUCACUGUGCACUACUUUUGCCUGCUGAUGUCAAGCGGCGUGUAUCAGCGUGGAGAGGAAAACGAAGGGAUCUAUGGCUUCUUGGUGGAUGAUAUUAAACAGGAGGUCCGCAGAUCCUCCAGACUAAAAUGUGCAGUCUGCAAGAAGAAUGGUGCUUCAGUUGGGUGCUACGUCAAAAGCUGCCAGAAAAAGGUCCAUUUUCCAUGUGGCAAACAACACCAAUUCAUCUUUCAAUUCACAGAUUUAUUUCCGUCCUACUGUAAGGAUCACAGUCCCACCCAGUCCUGGCCAGUGUCGGCUUGUGUCAGUGAGCCGAUGUCCUGCUCAGUGUGUCUGGACCCCAUAGAGCCUGUCCUCUCCUACUCCGUUCUCAAGUGUCCUGCCUGCCAUGGCAGCUGGUUUCACAGAGACUGUGUGCAGAACCAGGCUCAUAGUGCUGGCAUGUUCUUCUUCAGAUGCACUCUGUGCAACAACAAGGACAUGUUCCAGCAGGAGAUGUUCCGGAUGGGAGUCCACAUACCUGAGAGGAAAUACGAGACCAACAUACAGUAG